AUGGGACGUUCCGGUAAAUUUGGCAGAAUACCAAUGGAUAAGAUCAAUCUUUGGGGAGGCUCGCUCUCAUUAGGACAUCCGUUCGGUGCGACUGGUGUCAGAUUGGCUUCCCAUGCUGCUGGGAGGUUAAAGGAGGAAAAGGGACAAUACGCAGUGAUUGCUGCAUGCGCUGCUGGAGGACACGGUGUUGGAAUGCUUGUUGAAGCAUAUAACAAGUAA
Messenger RNA from Cylicostephanus goldi, 219 nucleotides. The record is from the annotation of a GenBank genome assembly. Lineage: Eukaryota; Metazoa; Nematoda; Chromadorea; Rhabditida; Strongylidae.